Saccostrea cuccullata (small rock oyster) is the source of this 2239-nucleotide messenger RNA. Its product is annotated as dystroglycan 1-like. The record is from RefSeq and is a predicted model, not a curated record. Bases 58 to 1512 code for a protein of 484 amino acids. The transcript is spliced from 4 exons. Gene Ontology annotation, molecular function: laminin binding; calcium ion binding. Gene Ontology annotation, biological process: morphogenesis of an epithelium; nerve development; axon guidance. Gene Ontology annotation, cellular component: dystroglycan complex; sarcolemma. NCBI's taxonomy places the organism in Eukaryota, Metazoa, Mollusca, Bivalvia, Ostreida, Ostreidae.
GCAGAGAUAUCUGAGAGAGGAACAAACUACAAUUCUGCUUGGGAGAUUAUACAACAAAUGAACCUCGGUGUGAUUUACAUGGCUGUGUUUGGGUGUGUAUUGGUCAGCAGUGUAUCAGAGACGGAACAGAAAAUCAUAAUAUUAACUCCGUCUAGGGCAGAGGCUCAUCUCACAGAACGAGUGGAGAAAGAUACACAGCAGUUAAACUACACCAUAUUGUUACCUUCAGGAUACCAGACUGCUCUGAUAAAUAGUUCAGAUCCAGAUGUAUCUGUAACAGAGGAUGGGCACAUUGAGAUAAAGUCCCCCCGUCCUGGGACACAACAUCUGACUGUAGCUGUACAGGACCUACAGAACUCUACAGACCUCAACAUCACCACACGCUGUCCUACGUUAUACACAGACAUUUAUCUCCAUCUCACACAGAAGAAAUCUACAGGGUUAUGUGGAGAUCCACCUGCUCUGAAGAAACCAAUAGACUACAUCUCUCUGACGCCAGGCAAACUUUUUCACAUGAAGCUGGAUCCUGAAUAUUUCUAUGAUGCAGAGGAUGGAGACACAAGACAGCUAACUGUUACCAUGACAACAGGCUAUGGUAUUCCAUUACCUAGCAACCAUUGGAUACAAUUUGAUACUGAUGAUCAGGUGAUUUAUGGCUUAGUCCUGAAUGAAUCUGCUGUGAGAAAUGAAGUAUUACUGGUGGUAGCAGAGGAUUCUUGUGGACAGUCUUCCCAUGAUGCAGUUGGAGUUGAGAUAUCUAGGAAAUUAAAUGAAAUGUACACCAUUACCAAGCAUGGAUUUGUGGUGGAUUUUUCAGAUGACCCUAUUUGUCCAGUAAAGGAUCUGAGAAACUUGUAUGUUUUUGUAGAGGAACUUAAAAAUUGGUUCAACAUCAGCAGAGAAAUAUUUAUUACUAAAAGAGAAAAUUGUUCACUUGUUUUGUUAAUGACAGAGGAGAGUGAAACAAUAGAUAUCAUUUCUGCUGAAGAAAGCAAAAUUUUAGAUGAGAAAGGAGAACUUACCAGAGAAUUUUCAUGCUUCUUUCUGCCAGGGUUCAGGAUUACAAAAUUUGAACAUUUCACACAAAACCAUUCACUAGUGGAAGAAACCACAAAUAUUCCAUUCAUUCGAUUUAAAUCAGACAUCAACCUUUGGUUUGAGAUUGUGCUCCCUGUUAUAAUCCUACUAUCCAUCCUUAUUGUGAUGAUCGUCAUUGUGUAUGUCUGUUGUACAAAGAGGAGGAAGCAGUACCUACUCCACUCAGACAAGCCCAUGUUCCUGGAGGAGAGGAGACCCGUCAUUUUUCAGACUGAGGUCCCUGUGGAGGACCCCUCUCUUUGUCCCAGGAACCCCACCAUUUUGUCACGUGAUGACGAGCUGCCUUCAUCUGAAGUGGACCUGAUCGAUCAAAGGUCACUUCCCUCCACCCCCGACUACAACCCUCUCACUACAAUACCACCUCCUGUUUAUAGGGUACCCCCUCCCUACACCAAUAAUCAUCAGUACUGGUAACGCUAGGUCAAUAACAAAGUCAACGCCUGCUUUUAGGGUCUGGUAGUGCUUAUUUGAUAUCCAGUCAUUUCAUGCCUAUAUGGUACCUCCUCUGUACACCAAUGAUCACCAGUAAUGGUGACAAUAAGACAACAACCAACCUUGAAUUUAUUUUUUAAAAUGCCAUUGUUAAAUUUGGUGAUUUAUUAAGCAGAACUUUUGUCAUUUACAAGCUCUGUUGAUAAGUUAUGCUAGGAGGGAAAACCUAGAGAAUCUGGUAGCUUCACUUUAUGUGAAGUGUGGAUAUUUGGAAUAUAUUAAAUAAUGUGAUGAUAUUUCAUGGCGAUGAUGAAUACUAGUAUUGAGUGACUAUGCAUCUCCCAUGAUUGGAUAUUUAAAAUUUGCAUAGAAUAUGUCAUCAAAAUAUACAGUGAAGCCUGUAUACUUUCUAGCUGCUUCACUGGCAAUGUUUAAUUGAAAUUUAUUCUUCUUUUCUAUCGUGUCACACUUUUUAAAUACAUGUACUAGGCAUCAUUAUUCAAUUUUAUUGCUGAUAAAUAAUAGAGCUAGGUAUUGGCCAAAGAUUUCAAAUUGCAAUCUAUAUAUAUAUUAUGUGAUAAUUUAACUGUAUUUUGUUAUGUAUAACUUUAAUAUAAUACACACAGAAUGUACAACACUGUGAUUUUAAUACAUCUAUGCUCUGAAAUACAUUACACCCAUUAAACAGUGUUGUAUUAUACCAUGUAUA